CGGCCAGCUGCUCUAAGCCUCGCUGUCGCCCACCGCGCUCCCCCACCCCAGACUAGACCCGCGGCGCCGGCGGAAGAGCGGUAGCUCCGCGCCGCCUCCUGGUCGCUGCCGGCACAGCUCGUUGGCUCCUCCUCGGCCUAUUCCGCAGUGGGCAGCGGCGACAUGUGGAGGCUGGGGGCGGCCGGCGCGGUUAAUGCCGCGCAGCGGCUGGCGGCGGUGCCGCCGCGGCGGCAGAGCGGAGCCCCUGGGUGCGCCUUGCUGGCGGGGACUGCCACUUCCGGCCGCGGGUGGACGCAAUUACAAUAUGCUUCAGAGGUGAAGAGCAAGACUGUUCAGUUCAUGAAUUUAAGAAGUGCGGGAACUCUGAAUAACACAGGGUCUUUAGAUGAGACCACUUACGAAAAACUGGCUGAAGAGACACUGGACUCCUUAGCAGAUUUCUUUGAAGACCUGACAGAUAAGCCUUUUACCCCAGAAGAUUAUGAUGUCUCUUUAGGGAGUGGAGUUCUAACAGUGAAAUUAGGUGGAGACAUGGGAACAUACGUAAUCAAUAAGCAAACACCAAACCGUCAGAUUUGGCUGUCCUCACCCACUAGUGGGCCCAAGCGCUAUGACUGGACUGGACGAAAUUGGGUGUAUUCACAUGACAGAGUAUCACUUCAUGAACUGCUAUCAAAAGAACUUUCAACGGCAUUAAAAACUAAGUUGGAUUUGUCCUGCUUGAUAUAUUCUGGGAAGGAAGAUACUUGAUGAUAUUUUAUCUCAUGGAAUUUAAAAACUUUAACCACAAGCCAAGCCCUUCCUUGUUUUCUGAGGUACCUGAGCUUAAUUCUGUUGUUUUUUUCUUGACAUCACGAUGA
This is a messenger RNA of Neopsephotus bourkii (Bourke's parrot), 860 nucleotides long. It is a transcript of the gene FXN, whose product is annotated as frataxin. The record is from RefSeq and is a predicted model, not a curated record. NCBI's taxonomy places the organism in Eukaryota, Metazoa, Chordata, Aves, Psittaciformes, Psittacidae. Bases 163 to 750 code for a protein of 195 amino acids. Gene Ontology annotation, biological process: intracellular iron ion homeostasis; iron incorporation into metallo-sulfur cluster. Gene Ontology annotation, molecular function: 2 iron, 2 sulfur cluster binding; ferrous iron binding; ferric iron binding. The transcript has 5 exons. Gene Ontology annotation, cellular component: mitochondrion.